AUGAAGCUCCACGUGAGCGACACUACGUGCUGGUUCGGCCUCGCGCAGACGGAGGAGGGGUGUGUGCGCACGCUGGCGUCGUACGACGAGGAGGCCUACCUGCACGUGCAGAUCGUCUACUGCGCGCUGGGGGUUCUGAGCGUGAUCGCAAGCGCCAUCAUGUACUGCCGAGCAGUCAAGUACAUAGGCUCCGCGCUGCAGCACUACUGCUUCCUGCUGUGCACCUACGCCUCCGUGACGGUUGUCGUCCGCGCGGCUGACCCGGGCAGCUAUGGCAACAUUCUGCCGCGACCGAUCACGAGCUUCCUCUCCGACUCGUGCACAGCGGCGCUGUAUUCCGUGUAUAUAUUGGCGCUUGGUUACUGGGCUCUGAUCAUCCAAAAGGGCUCUGCUGUCGUCGAGAAGCCGACGAAACUGCGGUGUCUAGAGAUCUCAGCGAUUGCCUUCGUGUGGAUAUUCUACACGGCCUACAGCAUGGCUCUCUUCGCGUCCAAAGGGUUUCAGCCCGUGUGGAUGCUCUACAUGCAACUGGUUGUCAGCGCGUGCAUUCUCGGGGCGAUCAGCACGACGUUCCUCGUGUACGGACUUCGCGUGCUGUCGCGGCUUCAGAUGUACGAGCGCGAGGCGAAGCUGCGGAUGUCCAGCGCCCUAUGCGAGCGCAUGAUGCCCAACGAGUCGUUCACUUUGGCCUGCAACAGUGACGACGGCGGCAUCCCCAUUAUCCCCGAGCCACGAUACGCUCGACGCCAGCCCCAGGAAGGACACGCGACCAAGAUCAAGAAGAUCUUGUUUAUCGCAGAAUCGGUAUCGCUCGUUGUGAUGGUUGGCCAGCUCUACAUGGCGGUAUCUCGUGCUGCCACCACGCCGGUGGAAUUCUCCUGCGCGAAUGGGAAACUGUGCAAUAUGGUCAAGUCGAGUGUCAAUGUGCUGCACCUGUUCCAGUGCGUCUGUGUCUGGGUGUUGCUGUGGACGUUCAGGAGGAUAAAGAAGAAGAACGUCGUCCCGCAACCGAUUGUAUAA
This is a messenger RNA of Phytophthora sojae, 1020 nucleotides long. RefSeq lists its product as hypothetical. The coding region runs from base 1 to 1020 and encodes 339 amino acids. The transcript has 2 exons. NCBI's taxonomy places the organism in Eukaryota, Oomycota, Peronosporomycetes, Peronosporales, Peronosporaceae. The record is from RefSeq and is a predicted model, not a curated record.